Messenger RNA from Ilex paraguariensis (yerba mate), 519 nucleotides. NCBI's taxonomy places the organism in Eukaryota, Viridiplantae, Streptophyta, Magnoliopsida, Aquifoliales, Aquifoliaceae. The record is from the annotation of a GenBank genome assembly.
AUGAUUAGAGCAGUGUAUUUUCUUCUCCUCCUCGCCUUCACCCUCACCUCCUCACAAGCAAGUUCUAUCAUUCCACGGCCACAACCUCGCUCAUCCUUCAAGGUCAACACUACCCAGAAUCUGGGGAGCUGUUCUUACACGGUGAUAAUAACCACAAGCUGCUCUUCACCCAAGUACACGUAUGACCACAUCAGUCUGGACUUUGGCGAUGCUUAUGGCUACGAGGUUCUCUUCACAAAUUCUCAAAUCCUUUAUUCCCCAUAAUUUUUGACCACCCUAUGAAUAAAGAGAAAAUAUUUCCUAAAUAGAAAUUUUUGAUAAAAAUUUCCACAGCAUGAAUGACAUUUUUUAAAUGGGGAUUGAAUCUUGUUUUUUUUUUAAUUGAAAAAGUAGACAAUCAUUGCAAAUAUAGUAAGUUUUUUGUUGUUAAUCGACCAUUAUGGGAUUGGAAAAAAAAGGGGAAUACUUUGAUUCCAUAUUUGGUGUCCCAAAUGGGUUUAGCACUCUUGAAUUAGUGGG